Messenger RNA from Colletotrichum truncatum, 1245 nucleotides. RefSeq lists its product as uncharacterized. NCBI's taxonomy places the organism in Eukaryota, Fungi, Ascomycota, Sordariomycetes, Glomerellales, Glomerellaceae. The record is from RefSeq and is a predicted model, not a curated record.
AUGCUUUCCAAAUCUCUCCUCGUGGCCCUCGCGGGCCUCACAUCCCUCACCUUCGCAGACGACGAACAAGCCCUCCUCACACCGCAAAGGUUCAGCGGCGCCCUGUUGAAUAAAGACGUCGCCUUCCUCCUCCCAGGCACGGGGUCACCGCUCGUCGCGUUCGGCGCCGUCUCGGCAUCCUGCGACAUUGGCGAGAAGGGCUGCGACGGGAAAUGCAUCCCCACGACGGGAUCGUGCUGCGGCAUCGGCACGGGCGGAUACUGCGAGCUGGGCAAAUACUGCGUGACCGGAGGGUGUUGCCCCAUCGGGAAGACGUGCAGCGGAUCGGCGUCGGGCUGCUCCGCCGGCAAGGUCUCGUGUAACGGGUACUGCAUCCCCUCGGGUACCGUCUGCUGCUCGGACGGCGGAUACUGCAACGCCGGCGAGACGUGCACGGCCAACGGCUACUGCUCCAAGGGCGGCGGCGGCGGCGGCGGCAGCGGAACCUGCGACGUCGGCAAGGAGCGCUGCGGUACCGGCUGCAUGCCCACGGGCCAGACCUGCUGCACCACGUACUACUGCGACUCGGACCAGACCUGCGCCGGUGACAAGAAGUGCAGAAACCCGGGUAGCGGUGGUGGAGGCGGCGGCGGAGGUGGUUGUGCGUCCGGACAGACGUCCUGCGGGACAGGAUGCAUGCCCACAGGAAACGUCUGCUGCGAAUCGUACUACUGCUUGACGGGACAGACCUGCGUCGGCGACAAGAAGUGCCGGAACCCCAGCGGCGGCGGCGGCGGUGGUGGAGGCGGUGGUUCGGGAGGUGGUUGCGCGGCUGGCCAGACGGCCUGCGGAACAGGAUGCAUGCCCACCGGCAAUGUCUGCUGUAGCACAUACUACUGCUUGACGGGACAAACAUGUUACGGCGACAACAAGUGCCGUAACCCCGGCACUGGCGGCGGCGGCGGUGGUGGUGGUGGAGGUGGCAGUGGUGAUUCUUCGACAGCGCUGCUUCCUACGUCAAUCGUCGCCGAAGACACGCCGACAUUUACUUUUAACAACUUCCCGACGUCAACGGACCCUGUCCGUGAAGACGUACCUACGACAACAAGCUCCUCAACAAGCUCUUCAGCCAGAUUCUCAAGCAUCGCCCCGGGGCCGAGCACCACUGUUGCGGUGGCCGGCACGGGAGCGGCGCGAGGCGGUAUCCAAGUAGACGGUGUGGUCUUGGUUGCGGGAUUGUUGGCGGCUGCGCCAUUGGUAAUUUGA